Ectocarpus siliculosus is the source of this 3931-nucleotide messenger RNA. NCBI's taxonomy places the organism in Eukaryota, Phaeophyceae, Ectocarpales, Ectocarpaceae. The record is from the annotation of a GenBank genome assembly.
AUGCAGAAGUUGAAGUGGCAGUACAAGACUCUCAUCUCCGACGUCCCCGACGCCUUCGGGCCGUCGGUGGCUCAGCGCUUGACCGUGCGUCUGCUAGGCGGCGUCGACCAGGACCAGACGGUGGACAUCAAGCUCGAGUGCCUCGACAACCUCACGGACUUGGUCAAGAGGUUCGGCCGCGAAGUGGAAAGCGAGCACGAGCGCAUCAUGACGGUGGUGUUGAAGCAGCUGCCCCACGAGCGCGUGGUCGUGCGAAAGCGGGCGGCCACCUGCCUGGGGUCGGUGGCGGUGGUGGUGUCGGAGUCGCUGCUCAACCGGCUGGCGGUGCACCUCCUCCAGAAGAUCUCGGAGUCUCCCCCACCCGACGUCGUCCGCACGCUCAUCCAGACGAUCGGGACGAUCAGUCGUACCGUGGGGUACCGGCUUGGGCGACACCUGGACUCCAUCGUGCCGCUCUUCUUCCAGUUCUGCGGCGACCCUGAGGAUGAGAGCCUGCACACCGAGGCUGCGGACGAGCUGAGGGAGAACUGCUUCCAGGGGUUCGAGUCGUUCGUGAUGCGGUGCCCUCGCGAGGUCACGCCGCACCUCAGCGGCAUCAUCAGCGUGUCCCUGCAGUACAUCAAGUACGACCCGAACUACAGCUACGGGGACGAUGAGGACGGCGAUGAGGACGUCGACAUGGACGAGGAGUACGAAGAGGAGUUCAGCGACGACGAAGGCGGUGCCUCGGACGACGACGACACCAGCUGGAAGGUCCGCCGCAGCGCCAUCAAGGUGCUCAAGGCGGUCAUCGAGUGCCGCUCCGAGCUUCCCGACGAGGUGUACAACAGGUGUCCGGACGAGCUGAUCGCGCGGUUCAAGGAGCGCGAAGAGAACGUUCGCACGGACGUUGUGGGGUGCUUCUCCAAGCUCUUGGAGGCGGCGUAUUCCGCGGGCGGUUCCGCCGCGCGGGUGGGGGCGGGCGGGGGUGGGGGGAGGAGCGGAGGAGGACGGGGGCGGGGAGGGGACGCGGGCGUUCACCAGUACUACCACCCGCACACGCGAGAAACACCGAAGGGGAUGGAGGAGCGGCAGAAGGUGGCGCUGACGGCGCUGAAGAGCAAGCUCGGGGCCAUCGUGAAGGCCUCCGACAAGCAGCUCAAGGGGAAGAGCCACAAGACCAUCGUUGCCAUAUUCCAGAUGCUGCGUACGCUGUGCGUGGUGCUUGGGGGGGGGCUGGACGCCCACAUGCCGAACCUCAUCGAGAGCACGCACCGCUGCCUCCAGGACAAGAACCAGAGCCUCAAGCUGGAGGCGCUGCUGUUCCUCCGGCUGAGCAUGGAAAAGCACCCCCCCUUCGUCUUCCACGCGACGGUGCAAGAGAGCAUCAAGCACGUAACUGCGUGCGUGAAGGAGGACUGGUACAAGAUCAUCGCGGAGGCCCUGCGAGUGGUCGGCAGCAUCAUCAAGAUCGUGCGGCCGCUGUCGGUGGAGACGGACGCGAUGGUCGACGACUUCGCCUUCCAGCCCCUGGUGCAGCCGUUAUACGACGCCAUCUACCCCAGGUUGUCGGCGCACGACAUCGAUCAGGAGAUCAAGGAGUGUGCGAUCACGUCGAUGGGUCUGCUGCUGGCGCACCUCUCCUCUGACCUGAACAACCAGCUGCCUGAGGUGCUGGGCCUGUUGAUGGACCGCCUGGGCAACGAGAUGACCCGGAUGGCCACGCUCAAGGCGCUGGCCGCUGUAUCGGUCAGCCCCCUCAAGGUGGACCUGAAGCCCAUCCUGCCCUCGGCCACGGAGGAGCUCGCCCAGUUCCUCCGGCAGCAGUCGAGGCCCCUCAAGCAGACCACGCUCGAGACCCUGCUCGCCUUGAUUGGGAGCAACCACGCUCAGAUGACGCAGGCGUUGUUCUCCCUGCUGCUCAAGGAGUCGGCCGCUCUCGUCACCGACGCCGACCUACACCUCGCACAUCUCAGCCUCAAGAUGUCCUGCUUGAUCUUGGAAGUGUCCCCCAAGUCCGCCGAGGCUGUUCGCGUCGAGGUGCUCCCCCGGGCGCUUGAGCUGUCCACGUCUCCGCUGCUGCAAGGGCUUGCGUUGGCAUCACUGCUCAACCUCUUCAAGAUCUUGGUGGGCAUCAACCACAAGGGGAUGGGCUUCGACGACCUGCUGGGGGCGUUACAGAACGGGGUGGAAAACGGAGGCGACAGGCUACAGAAGCAAGCCAUCGGCAACAUCGCCAGGGGUAUGGGGGUGCUGUGCGCCCCAACCAACGACCCGGCGAGAAACAAGAAGGUUGCCCGCCUGGUGGAGGACAUGCAGGGCAAGGACAGCAAGGACGGAAAGGAAGACAACCGCAAGCACCUCGCCCUUCUUGUUAUCGGGGAGCUCGGCCGACAAUCGGAUCUCAGCAGGGUCAAGAACCUGCAGGGCAUCAUUUUGGGGCGUUUCGAGGGGGAAAACGAGGAGAGGAAGACGGGGGCGGGGUACUCGUUGGGGCAUGUCGCGUUCGGCAACAUGCCCAUGUACCUGCCCGGCAUCCUGGACGCGUUCGAGAGGUCGGUCAAGCACCAGUACCUGCUGCUGUCCUCCCUCAAGGAGGUGAUCGUGUGCCACGCCAACACCCCGGGGCUGGAGUUCGGCCCCUACGUUGACCAGGUGCUGCCUCACCUGUUCCAGCACUGCACCAGCGACGAGGAGGGGGUCCGCAAUAUGGUUGCCGAGUGCCUGGGUGUGCUGACCAGCAUGCACCCCCAGAGGCUCGUGCCGGAGCUGUUGAAGCUGCCGGGAGACAAGCCGAACCCCCUCACGCUGUGGACUCUGGCGACGUCCCUGAAGUACUGCAUGGCCGGCAAUGCCCCCGUCGAGGAGCUGUCCCCCCACAUGGAGUCCUUCCUCGAGAUGAUGAACAACGAUGACCUGGACGUGAAGAAGGCAGCCCUCCUCAUGGUCAACGCGGCGGUGCACCACCAGCCUUUCCUGGUGUCAGAGCUGUUGCCCGGCCAGAUCAUCCCCGCCCUCUACACCACCGUGGAGCUCAAGUUGGAGAGAAUCGUCGACUUGGGGCCAUUCAAGCACAAGGUGGACGACGGCGAGCCUCUCCGAAAGGCGGCCCUGUCGUGCAUCGACACCAUCCUCGACAACCUGCCCAACAGGCUGGACAUCGGCACCCUAAUGCCCUACCUCGCCAAGGGCACGGGCGACUCCAAGCCAGACGUCCAGAUGCUCUGCCACCAGAUCGUGUCCAAGAUCAGCGAGUACUCCCCCGGAGGCGUCCUUGGCUCGCUCAACUCUCUCAUCGAGCCCCUCGAGAAGACGUGCAACAAGCAGGUGAAGGCUGAGCAGGUGGGCACUGAAGUGGAACGAGCCAACGACCUCAUCCGCAGCGCCCUCCGAUGUGUCGUGGCCAUCUCCAAGAUCGACGAGAUCGAGGUGAGCCACAAGUUCACCGAGUUCAUGGAGCGGCUGCACAGAAAGGACCGUCUUGUCAACAUGAUGGCCAGCAUCAAGUCGGAGCGCACGCUAGAGGGCUAAAUGGAGAGGAGAAACAAGUGGGGCCAGGGAGAGAGGAUCGCUCAUGCGGCGGACGAUGGGCGUCGUUUCUCGAUGGCUUGCCUACAUUGAUCUUUGGCGUGACUCCUCCGUUGGAUGGUUUUGAUCGUGGGCUGCUGCUGCUGCUGCUGCUGCUGCUGCUGGCUGGCACGGGCCAUCCGCGAGACGCCAGUUGAAGUAGAGCGUACUGAAGACUUGGGUGGGGUGUGUGCUUUUGGCAUGUAUGCCUGCCUGUUUUAGGCAAGGAAAUACUCGGGAAUUUGACGUACGUGCCAUUAUCCCCUCAGUCCUAGAACGGAAAUCAAGCAUAUUUUUGUGCGGACGGCCAGGGGAGGGGGGUGGGUAGGCUGAUUGGUAUGGUUCGAGUGAGCCAACAGUUUUUCGGUAUUGACACAUAUGUGAU